Molecule: messenger RNA, 1491 nt
Organism: Microdochium trichocladiopsis
Lineage: Eukaryota; Fungi; Ascomycota; Sordariomycetes; Xylariales; Microdochiaceae
Product: major facilitator superfamily domain-containing protein
Exons: 2
Coding region: 1-1491 (496 amino acids)
Biological process (GO): transmembrane transport
Molecular function (GO): transmembrane transporter activity
Source: RefSeq, a predicted model, not a curated record
AUGUUCUCCUGGCUCUCCAGUGACAACCCACCUUGGGCGUUGCGAUGGCGCUCAAAACGAACUUUUAUCAUCGCCACAGUGGCCAUUGGUCUCUUCACUGAUUUGUUCCUUUACGGUCUUGUUGUCCCAGUGCUUCCGUUCAUGCUCAAAGAGCGGCUCGACAUCCCGGACGAAGACGUCCAAACUUAUGUCUCUGGGCUACUGGCAGCUUACGCCGGAGCUUCUGUCCUCUUCUCCAUACCUGCCGGCUGGGUCGCCGACCGCACAAACUCACGCCAGGCGCCCUUUCUUUGUGGGCUCACAGCGCUACUACUUGCCACUAUCAUGCUUGCCGUGGGACGGAGCAUUGGCGUGCUCGUCGUGGCGAGAAUCCUUCAGGGGAUCAGCGCUGCUGUUGUCUGGACGAUCGGCCUGGCCAUGGUGCUCGACACGGUCGGGGCAGAAAACUUGGGCAAGGUGAUCGGCUCGAUCUUCUCGUUCAUUUCCGUUGGGGAGCUUCUGGCGCCCGUUCUAGGUGGUGUGCUGUACGACAAGAUAGGCUAUAGAGGAGUAUUUGGUGUGGCUUCCGCCGUCCUUGCGCUAGACUUUGUUAUGCGGCUGCUCAUCAUUGAGCGUAAGACAGCCAUUAAGUACGAUCCGUCUCUGGACGACGGUCACUCAAACCCUCGUGACUUUGAUACGAGGGGCCAGAGUGUCGAGGAUGACAGUACCAUCAACGGCGAUCCUUCCCGGCCGGACGAGGAGAGUGCUCUCCUACUAAAAAGUGAUGACGAUGACGACGAAAAGUACAAGAUCCACGGCGAGCCUGGCCGAAUCGUCCGCGCGCUGCCCCUUCUCUAUUGCUUCCGCAACCCACGGCUCCCCAUGGCCCUCUCCCUUGCCUUUGUUCAGGCAUCACUUCUUUCCGUCUUCGCCGCAACCAUCCCUACAGAAGCUAAAGACCUCCUGGGCUUCUCGUCCCUGGAAGCGGGCUUACUCUUCAUCGCCCUCGACAUUCCAUACUUGAUCCUAGGACCGGUGGCAGGAUGGGCAGUGGACAAGUACGGCACAAAGCCUGCUGCGGUGAUUGGCUUUGGCUAUCUCGUCCCGACGCUCGCCCUUCUGCGCAUACCGAGCGAAGCCGCCGAGGCAUCGAGCGCACAGCACACCACUCGACUGUUCUGCGCCAUGCUGGCCCUCAACGGUAUCGGCCUGGCCAUCAUCGGGUCCCCGAGCAUUGUCGAGGCCAGCGACAUUGUGCAGCGCUACGACAAGGCGAACCCGGGCUUCUUCGGCGCCAAUGGGCCCUAUGCACAGCUCUAUGGCUUCAACUCGGUCUUCUUCUGCUCCGGGCUGGCCCUUGGCCCCCUCGUGGCUGGCGUUCUCAGGGAUAACAUUGGAUAUGGCAAUAUGAAUGCCGUCUUUGCGACGCUGGCUGGUAUUACGGCUGUGCUAUCGUUCUGGUUUAUUGGACCAAGGCCGAGGCUCUUCCAUGGGAAGGGGAGAGAAUAA